Torulaspora delbrueckii is the source of this 321-nucleotide messenger RNA. RefSeq names its product ribosomal protein P1 (gene RPP1A). The coding region runs from base 1 to 321 and encodes 106 amino acids. Gene Ontology annotation, biological process: translational elongation; cytoplasmic translation. The transcript has a single exon. The record is from RefSeq and is a predicted model, not a curated record. Lineage: Eukaryota; Fungi; Ascomycota; Saccharomycetes; Saccharomycetales; Saccharomycetaceae. Gene Ontology annotation, cellular component: ribosome; cytosolic large ribosomal subunit. Gene Ontology annotation, molecular function: ribonucleoprotein complex binding; structural constituent of ribosome; protein kinase activator activity.
AUGUCCACUGAAUCUGCUUUGUCCUACGCUGCUUUGAUCUUGGCCGAUGCCGACAUCGAAAUCACUUCUGAAAAGUUGUUGACUUUGACUGAAGCUGCCAAGGUUCAAGUUGAAGGUAUCUGGGCUGAUAUCUUCACCAAGGCUUUGGACGGUCAAAACUUGAAGGACUUGUUGGUCAACUUCAGCGCUGGUGCUUCUGCUCCAGCUGCCGCUGUCGGUGGUGCUGCUGCCGGUGCCGCUGCCGGUGAAGCUGAAGAGGAAAAGGAAGAAGAAGCCAAGGAAGAGUCUGAUGACGACAUGGGUUUCGGUUUGUUCGAUUAA